AUGCCAAUUGCUUUAUAGAAUGAGUUGCCACAAGAUAUUCGAAUUCCAAGAGAUUAUCUCACACUAGGCUACAAACGGCUCCAUGCGUCAGAUCCACGCCUGCCGCAAGCUAAACCCAAACCACUUCCUACCUCACUUGUCACAUCAAAUAAUACUUCUGAUGUUGCCUUAUCAAGCAGAAAGUCCCUUCCUCUCAAUCCCACAGCAUCUAUGUCCAAAUUCGCACUACAUGUCUCGUCGCGCCGUCUCCAGAGUUGUGCAGAAAGGCAUCGUACACUGGCCGCCAUUUUCCCUACAUCGAGCUCUGUAUUGCUGACAAACGAUUCUGCUGCCAAAUCUAACGAGUUUUUUUCCAGCCUAAGUGUUAAUGAGCAAGAAAUCGAAUCAGAAACUUCAACAAACCGAGAUUUAGUCUCAAGAGGAAAAAGAAACUUUGAGGAAACAACGCAAAAUAUGAAUAAUGAGAAGAGGAGAAAUAAAGAAUCAAGUGAUUCUCCAGGAUACGAUAGAAGCGAUCACAGUGGCGACGAUAUACACGAAGUUGACACAGAAAGCAGCAAUGAGAAUGAGAGUGAAUUCGACUGUCCGCGCGGCCGGAAACAGGACGAUCCAUCAUGGGUAACUACUCAGACUCGCUCGAAGCGUCGCUACAUAGAUCGCAUUCUUCUAGAUGAGCCCAAACCAGUUUCUAGCGGCAGACUCCUGCAUCAGAUAGCCAGAAUCCGGCCUUUGGCACUUAGAACAGGGUAA
Protopolystoma xenopodis is the source of this 750-nucleotide messenger RNA. Lineage: Eukaryota; Metazoa; Platyhelminthes; Monogenea; Polystomatidea; Polystomatidae. The record is from the annotation of a GenBank genome assembly.